Molecule: messenger RNA, 1033 nt
Organism: Vigna umbellata (rice bean)
Lineage: Eukaryota; Viridiplantae; Streptophyta; Magnoliopsida; Fabales; Fabaceae
Source: RefSeq, a predicted model, not a curated record
AUAACAACCACAAACUCUCAUCAGUUCCACUUCCAUUCUUACUCAGAUUGGAAGCUAUGGAUCAAGUUAAGUCCCUCAAAAUAAAAUCUUUAAUACAAAGCACAAAACUCCAUGACCAUGUAAUCAAGCUUAUCCAAUUGUUAGUCUCAUUGUCUGUGUUUUCUUUCUUCAUUUCUCCAUCUUCCUUGCUUGCUUUCCUCUACCGCUUCAACCUCUACUUCUCCACAUUUUCUUUGCAACUAUUUACUCACACCAUAGACAAGAACUGCAUGUUUCUACUAUGCAACGGCCUCCUUGUGUUUGUUGGCAUAACAAAAUCUUUGUCUGGGUCUACCACUAUUUCUGAUAAGUAUGUUGAAGGUGGAUCACGAUCUUCGUACUCCGAUGUUGAGGCUAAUGAGCCAAUAAUGUUGGUGCAGAAAGCUCAUCAUGAACCGGAAGAACAGAAGACAGAAGCAGAACAUGCAAUAGAAAUCAAGUUUUCUGUUGAAGAAGGUGAACAAAACAUAGUUUUGGAAGGUGAAGAAGAAGGAAAAGAGAAUAUUGAAUCAGCUUUGAAGGAAGAGGAGGAACCAAAUGCAGAAACUGGAGCUGAAGAUGAAGAAAAGGAAUCACAGAUUGGUGAGUUUCUGAUUGGAGAAAGUGUUGAAGAGGAAGAGGCUGUGGAAGAAGAAGAAGCAAAUUGGGUGCUAAGUACUGAGGAGUUGAACAAAAAGUUUGAUGAUUUCAUUAGAAAGAUGAAGGAAGAUUUGAGGAUUGAAGCUCAGAGACAAUUACUCAUGGUUUGAGUUUGAUUAGAAACAAUCAUAUGAUAUUCCUCUUUUACCCCUUAUAUUUUUUGUUUAGGAUUUCUAGGCUUCUAAAUUACUUCUCUAGUGUAAUAGUUUUACUUCGUGCAAAAUUUAGAUCUUCUAGGAUGAAAAGUGCACUAGGGUAACACUAUAGAAUUGUAAUUAUGAAUGAGAAAACAAUGUAAGAUUUUGUAGAAUACAAAGAAAUCAAGCAUAUAUGCUUUGUUUAGUUAUAUUUUUUC